This is a messenger RNA of Cimex lectularius (bed bug), 2959 nucleotides long. It is a transcript of the gene Pcif1, whose product is annotated as phosphorylated CTD-interacting factor 1. Gene Ontology annotation, molecular function: mRNA (2'-O-methyladenosine-N6-)-methyltransferase activity; RNA polymerase II C-terminal domain binding. The transcript has 12 exons. Lineage: Eukaryota; Metazoa; Arthropoda; Insecta; Hemiptera; Cimicidae. Gene Ontology annotation, cellular component: nucleus. The coding region runs from base 249 to 2312 and encodes 687 amino acids. The record is from RefSeq and is a predicted model, not a curated record.
CACAAGUGUUCGUCGUUCGAGUCAAAAUAGAAUUAGUUGCAAAUGGCGUCUCAAAGGGUUUGGGUCACUCCUUUUUUACUCUGACGUUUACUAUGAAUUCACGUAAUUUUUUUGCAUUUGACUUUUGGGUUCCGGGCAAAAUCAACAACCUGAACAUCCUCCGUGCAAUUGCACAAAGCAUUUCAACAGGUUUAAAAUUGGAUUUUUAAUUCAAUUCAACCACAAACCCACACAAUUAUAACGUUAAAAUGAGCUGGAAUAGAGUUAAUGUUGGGGAGACAAAUGGAUUAAAAGAAGAUAUCCCAAGCACAUCAUGGGAGGUGCCUCUGACUCAACAGCACAUGGUCCACGAGGCGAUGCCAAUCCUGGUUCCAACACCCAUCAAAAUACCACCUCCUGUCCCAUUAGAUCAUGGUCAGAUUGUCAACCCUCAUCUCGCUCAGCCUCCACAUGGUCUUAUUGCUAAUUACAUUGAUGGUGAAUUAACACCUGAACUCAUCCAGCAAGGAUGGAGGAAACACUGGAGUAAAAGGGAAAAUAGACCUUACUUCUGGAAUAAACUCACAGGCGAAUCUUUUUGGGAAGUCCCAAGUAUGAAGCCACAGUUUGACCCUGUGACUGAUCCUUUAGGGAUUGCACCGACUCCUAUGCCAGCAUUGCAGCAGGCUGUAAAACGAAGGUCAUCUGAUGAAGGUCUUGGUAGUCCUUUACCAAAAAAAUUUGCUUUAGCUGGGCCAUGGGAUUUAGAUGUACAUACCAAUGCAAUUAUUUAUGAAAGAACACCUAUAAACAUUCCUCACCCACAUCCUGUAGUAGAAAUGUACCGGUGCACUCUUGCCACUAAGCUCAGAAAUUGUUAUCAAGAACUCUGUCAUGCAAGAGAAAAUAUAGAUGCACCUAAGGAUUCUUUUAACAGAUGGCUUGUUGAGAGAAAAAUUGUUGAUACUGGCACAGAUCCUCUUCUUCCAAGCCAAUGCUACCCUGAAAUAUCCAUGUCUAUGUAUAGGGAGAUAAUGAACGAUAUUCCAAUGAAGCUUAUACGACCAAAAUUUACUGGUGAUGCUAGAAAACAGCUUUCAAGAUAUGCAGAAUCUGCAAAAAAACUUAUUGAAUCUAGGAAUGCAUUGCCGGAAAGUAGAAAAGUUGUUAUGUGGAAUGUCGAGGACACUUUUAACUGGUUGAGAAGGACUGUCGGAGGCUCAUUUGAUGACUUCCAAGACAGGCUUGCACAUUUGAGGGAACAAUGCCAACCUCAUCUAACAGAGACUUGUAAGGAAUCAAUUGAAGGCAUUUGCCUUAAAAUUUAUCAUCUUGCUUCAGACUAUGCCAAGAAGGUUAAAGAAAAGCACUUAGACCUUUUGAAAGAACAAGGAAUUCCAGAGCCUAACUAUCAUCAAAUUGAGCACUGUUCAAGGAAAGUGUGGUGUUAUCCAGUUCAGUUUAGUACUCCUUGCCCGAGAUUACCACAGGUUGAUUUCUUUAGUGAAAGGGAUCAAACAGCUCUCAGAUUUCAAACAGACACUCCACUUUGUUUAAACGCUCAACACUUGCAAAAACUGGAAUUUUUGUAUAAAAUGAGCUGCUUUGAUGACAAAAAAAUGGAACUGUUCCUUCCGAGGGUCUGGAUGGUCCUGAAGCGUUAUAACACCUAUUUAGGUGGCUCGCAUUCAACUCAAACGGCUCUUCCUGUCUCAGUUUUUGAAUGUUUAAAUAAAGUGUUUGGGGUGACAUUUGAAUGCUUUGCAUCCCCUCUUAAUUGUUAUUUUAAACAGUAUUGUUCAGCUUUUCCUGAUACCGACUCUUAUUUUGGUUCACGAGGACCAAUUUUGGACUUAAAAGCCGUGUCUGGUUCAUUUGCUGCUAACCCUCCUUAUUGUGAAGAAUUGAUGGAGGCAACAGUAACACAUUUCGAACGUUUAUUGAGCGAUUCUACUGAAGCUCUAUCAUUCAUCUUUUUUAUUCCUGAAUGGAGGGAUCCGACAUCACAAGCUCUGCUGAAGCUGGAAGCCUCGGUAUUUAAAAGAAAGCAGGUUGUAGUCCCCAGCUAUGAACACGAAUACAGGCAUGGUUUUCAACACAUGUUACCGAAAACUGAGGUGAACGUGAAAUCUGCCCAUGGUACUGUUGUCAUUUGGCUGCAAAACAAUGCUGGAUUCCAGUUGUGGGGGCCUGUAGAAGACAGGGUGGAAUUGUUGUUAGAAUCGUUUAGACCAGGACGAGAAAGGGAAAGGGACAGGAUGGAUCUGCGAAGUCCACAAAGAGUGGGAGGUGAAAUAGUGCCUCAAACUCCAACACAAGAAAAACCAAUUUAAGUAAUUUAAAGUAAAUUACAUUCUUGUACAAAAAAUAUUAACGCUUGAAUUUAGAAAAUUUGAGGAUUGUUAAGUUUUUUGAUGCCAAAGUUCAUUUUAUCGUUAAAAGAAUUUUAUUUUUUGAAUGAAUUAUCUUUGAAUUUAUAACAUACAAAUUAAGAACAACUUGCAUGUUUCAUUUAUUCGGUGUUAAUCUCAUUUGAAAAUCAUAUUAAGUUUUAAAACAAACAUAAACGGCAAUCUAAUUCUAAUUAAUACUUUUUUUAAUAAAUUGAAACAUCACUUCAUUUUUUUAUAGGAGUGAAGUUUAACAAAAUAUAUACCACAUAUACUAAUAUUAAUCACUUACAUGCACAUAUCUACUGGGAGAAAAAAAAUUGUGUGUGUUGUUUUGCAGUGUGAAAGAAUGAAAACAAUCAUUGUCAUAAUGUUACAUAAAAUUUUAAAAAAUAGUAAGAAGGUAAAGUUAAGUGCAUGGCCUUUAAAUAGUAGGAAUAAUAACUUAGAAGACAUUCCUAACCCGUUACAAGAAUAUAUUAUUAGGGUAUGAUUAUGGGUCCAGAAUAAUUUUUAUUGCCUUUCAAGACUGAAAAAAAAUUGUUUUUGAACCACAGAUAUAAAAGGUUUACAUUGUACGAGGUGGGAAA